This is a messenger RNA of Pectinophora gossypiella (pink bollworm), 467 nucleotides long. RefSeq lists its product as uncharacterized. The record is from RefSeq and is a predicted model, not a curated record. NCBI's taxonomy places the organism in Eukaryota, Metazoa, Arthropoda, Insecta, Lepidoptera, Gelechiidae. Bases 57 to 467 code for a protein of 136 amino acids. The transcript is spliced from 5 exons.
UCUCACGACCUAAGAAAAGCAUAAGCAAACUGCCAAGAAGUAUCAAAACGCCUACAAUGUGGAAUGCGACCAAAGGCAUCAUGAAGUCAUAUGGCGAUCAUCCAGGCACGCCAAGACCUGGAUGCAGUAACGCCGCAAUGCCAGAACCGACAUUUCGUCGAGAGAUACAAAUUGAACCAAAUAGGUUGAAUAAGAGCAACAUCCCCAGACGUACUUGGAGCCCGAAAGGAAAGGAGAAAGAGAAACCUAAUAACAUUGCCAGCGCCGACCACGUUGGGAGAGGUCCCAAAUGUCAGCGGGUACAAAUGGUUAACGUUAGACCAGACUGGUUUGUUCAAUCCGUGAACGAUUACAUCAACGUUCCUCCAAAUUCGUUUAUGUCUACGUACAGAGUGGAAGAGCGAAGACACGGCACCGAAGACGCGGACACGGCCCGUGACGUCGUGGACACAGGAUGGUGGAAGUGA